CUCGACCAGCGGCUGCGCGCCAUCAUUUUCCCACUUCCCCGUCAUAACCCAGACUACUUCCCUUCUCUUCCUCCUCCUACUCCUUCUAGAACAGAAGAAAAUGAGAUUAAUUUUUUUCUUCAAAGUCUAUUCUUCACCCUCCUCUCCUUCCAAUGACAAACUUCUCUUCUCCACCUCUUCCCCCGUCCUCUCCCAAAACGCUAACCCAAUCGCAGUUCGCCACCCUCUUCAGAUGCCAGCUGCUUGCUGCGGCGGCCUCGAAUGCGUUCUAUGCGCCACGUGCGCCCGAUGGGCUUGGCGCCGCUGCUCCCACGCCGGUGCCCACGACAGCGCAUCAUGGCCUCCCGCCUCCGCCCCAGAUUUUGCCCCCAUCCCCCGAGCCUGCCGUGCCAUCCUCGCUUCUUACGAAGACGAUCUUUCCCAGCCUCGCUGGGCUCCACCCCCCUUCGGCUAUCGCAUCGAUCCUUCCUCCGUCAUCCGCCGCGCCACCUACGCCGACACCGCCGACCGCUGCCCUCCUUACCUUAUCUAUUUCGACCGCUACAAUUCCGAGGUCGUUCUAGCAGUCCGAGGCCUCAACCUCGGCCGCGGAGCGGAUUACCGCCUCCUGCUCGACAACAGACCGGAGCCCCAGCGUUUUGAUGGAGGCUACGUGCACCGGGGGCUGCUCAAGGCGGCUGUUUGGGUUCUGAACCGUGAGGCAGAGACGCUGCGAAGGGUAUUGAUGGAAGCCGGGCCGGAGUGCCGGCUGGUGUUCGCCGGGCAUUCGUUAGGUGCAGGGGUGGCGGCGAUGAUGGCUGCGGUGGCGGUUAAUUGCUUGGACAGGUUUGGUGGCAUUGAGAGGGAGAGGGUGAGGUGCUAUGCUGUGGCGCCCGCAAGGUGUAUGUCGAUUGACCUGGCAGUCAAGUACGCCGAUGUCAUACACUCUGUCGUUCUUCAGGAUGAUUUCUUGCCAAGAACACCGACACCCUUGGAACAUAUCUUUGGAUCUAUUUUCUGCUUACCUUGCUUGCUAUUUCUAGUUUGCAUGAGGGAUACAUUCAUGCCUGAGGUUAAAAUGCUCAAAGACCCAAAAAGACUUUAUGCUCCAGGUCGAAUAUAUCAUAUUAUUGAGAGAAGACCAUGCAGCUGUGGGAGAAUGCCUCCUGAUGUUAAGACUGCUAUUCCAGUCGAAGGAAGAUUUGAGCACAUUGUGUUAUCUUGUAAUGCUAUGUAUGAUCAUUCACUUGUUUGGAUAGAGCGAGAAGCUCAGAAGGCUUUAGAUAGAAUGCAAGAAAGCUAUGAUUCUAUGAUCCCUCCUACACAACCGAUAAUUGUAAGGGAUCAAUCCCCUGAUAGAGAGUACAAGGAUGCAGUCGAGAAGACAGCACACUUGAUGACUAAGUAUAAUGAUUUCAGUUCGAAUAAACAUGAAAAAAUUUACAUCCCGCUUGAUUAUGAUCAGAAUGGGAUGAGUUAUAUGGAGCCAAAGUCUGAUUGGGUAGAACUGGUGGAGAAGCUCUUUAAUGAUGAUGAUGAAGCUGAAGGCCACGGGGUUAUGGAAAAGAGUAGUAAUGGAGAUGUUAAUCAACAUUCUCUUUUACACACCUAUGACUAGGAAGAUUCUGGUACUUGUACAGUCACAUUAAUUCAUUUAUUUAUUUAUUUUAGGAGGAGAUGCAUUUUGUUUCAUGUUUCGCUUCCCAUUCCAUUCCUAAUUUUUUGUUCUUGUAGUGAAUAGUAGUAGCUUCUUUCUCUUUGAAAUGGUUUGAAUAUUUGGUUCCUGCUUCAUAUGUAUCUUAACUAUACUAGCUUUGAGAUAAAUAGCCCUUUCGAUUGAAUUGGGCAAGGUGAUGUAACUUCAGCAAUAGCUAUAUAUAUAUAUAGAAAGAGAGAGAAUGUGUGUGUACUGA
Dendrobium catenatum is the source of this 1892-nucleotide messenger RNA. RefSeq lists its product as uncharacterized. Bases 101 to 1597 code for a protein of 498 amino acids. The record is from RefSeq and is a predicted model, not a curated record. NCBI's taxonomy places the organism in Eukaryota, Viridiplantae, Streptophyta, Magnoliopsida, Asparagales, Orchidaceae. The transcript is spliced from 5 exons. Gene Ontology annotation, biological process: lipid catabolic process.